AUGAAGAUGCGUUUCGCCUUUCUUACCCUGUCCUCCUGUGCAGUAGUCACUGCGCUCUCCGGAGACGAGGCUCUGAAAAAGUGGGGUGGGCCUCAGGGUGGGCAUACGAUUUCCCACGGGGGUAACAAUAUUGGCAAUGGGGAUGGGGGUGGGCUUAACAUCAACACUGGGGGUGGGGACAUUGGGGACAUUGGAGUUGGGGUUGGGGGUGGUGGGGGGAGUGGAGGAGGUUGCGACCCGGCCGCCUGUGACGCUAAGGCGCGGGCCACCUUCGGUGUUGGAUCCGCCCCGAUCGGCAUUGCAGUCGGAGACUUCAAUAGAGAUGGCAAUCUCGAUAUCGUGGCUGCGAAUGAAUUCGGUGAUAGUGUGAGCGUCUUGCUCGGAAAUGGAGCCGGGAGCUUCCAGCCGCAGGCAACAUUCCCUAUAGGGCCGACAUCAGUCGGCGUUACAGUCGGCGACUUCAACGGAGAUGGCUAUCUCGAUAUCGCGGCUACGAGCGAGACCGAUAAUACAGUGAGCGUCUUACUCGGAAAUGGAGACGGGACCUUCCAGCCGCAGGCCACAUUCCCUGUAGGGGGUAUCCCGGCCGGUAUUACAGUCGGUCACUUCAACGGAGAUGGAUAUCUCGAUAUCGCUGUUGCGAAUGUCAACGAAAACACAGUAGGUAUUUUGUUUGGGACUGGAUCAGGGAGCUUCCAGCAGCAGGUCACAUUUCCUGUAGGGUCUUCGCCAUGGGAGAUUGCAGUGGGUGACUUUAACGGAGAUGGCUCUCUCGACAUUGUCACUUCGAAUUACGAUGACGAUACAGUGAGCGUUCUGCUUGGGACCGGAUCGGGGAACUUCCAGCCACAGGCUAUACUCCCCGUUGGACCCGGGCCGCUUGGCGUCGCAGUGGGUGAUUUUAAUGGAGAUGGUUAUCCCGAUAUUGUUUCUGCAAAUUUCGACGGUACUACAGUGAGUGUCUUGCUCGGAACUGGAUCUGGGAGCUUCCAGCCGCAAGUCACAUUCCAAGUAGGGUCUAGGCCCGCUUCGGUUGCAGUGGGUGACUUCAAUGGAGAUGGUCAUCUUGAUAUCGUGGCUUCGAAUGUCGAGGACGAUACAGUGAGCGUCUUGCUCGGAACUGGAUCUGGGAGCUUCCAGCCACAGGUCACGUUCCCGUCGGGAUCUGCGCCAUAUGGCGUUGCAGUCGGCGAGUUCAAUGGAGAUGGCCAUCUUGAUAUCGCGGUUUCGAAUGAUAUCGGCGAGACAGUGAGCGUCUUGCUUGGCAAGUCUUGCGUCGCUUAG
Penicillium cataractarum is the source of this 1284-nucleotide messenger RNA. RefSeq names its product FG-GAP repeat domain-containing protein. The record is from RefSeq and is a predicted model, not a curated record. Lineage: Eukaryota; Fungi; Ascomycota; Eurotiomycetes; Eurotiales; Aspergillaceae. The transcript has 2 exons. Bases 1 to 1284 code for a protein of 427 amino acids.